AGUUGACCACUAUUAACACAAAAAAUAUUUAAAAUUUGUUAAAUGUAAAAAAAGACGCGCGCACAGGUCGAAGUUUCCCGCCCUUUUUUCAAUGUGACAGUUCUCUACUUAAGUUUGAGUCGACUGGCAUGACGUAAAUUGUGUUACUGUGUAUAAAAAAAAGUGCCUAGCGCCGCUAAAGAAGUUUUCACUUCAAAAUUAACUGAUUUGCAAGACCGAAGUGAUCCCAUAAGUGUUCCGUAAACAAAGUUUUGUACGGAACACUAAAAAAUGCGUACUAGUACGUCGCAAUUUCAACUUCUUGUUGACUACAUGGAAAAGCAUGGUGACCUUAGCAAACCCAGCGAUGGGCCACAUGGGAAGGAGCUCAAUACCCGACGGUGGGCCGAGCUGACACAACUUUUAAACGCGGAUGCGACAGGCGUCACCAAAAAUACGGAUAAGUGGAGAAAGGUGUGGAGUGACCUGAAGAACAAUACAAAGAAAAAGGCUGCUCGAAUAUUCAGAGCUGGAGCAGGAACUGGUGGUGGUCCUGCUUGUAAAAUAAAAUUAAGCGACCUAGAGCAGAGGGUGCUGUCUAUAACAGGGACACGGGCAGCUACAGGCAUUGUAGAAAUUCCGGAGGUUGGCCUGGAGGAAGAAGUAACUGAACUGGCUGUACUACCGACACUUGAUAAUGAUGACAGCCCAUCUAUUUUUAUACUACAUGAUGAGUUUGCUCAACAAACUUGUUCCAACAGGAGUGAGGCCGGCAUGACACAGACGCAGGAGCCUGCGGCUCGGGCCGCGCGGAUGCUAGACAGGAGUGAGGCCGGCAUGACACAGGCGCAGGAGUCUGCGACUCGGGCCGCGCGGAUGCUAGACAGGAGUGAGGCCGGCAUGACACAGGCGCAGGAGCCUGCGACUCGGGCCGCGCGGAUGGCUGCUGGAGGCAGGCAGCACGCGCCGCAGAGUCCUACGCCCUUACCACUUACGCCACGGCGGCGGCGAACACGUCCGACGCCAACAUUCUCCUCUCGUACUCGUACCCAGACACAGUCCGAUUUGGCAAGGCAAGCCUUCGUCAGGUCUGACUGUGAAUGGCGAAAUUUCCAAAUGGAGGCAGAGCGGGAGAGGAAUAGGUUAAGAGAAUUAGAGAUAAGGAUGCAAGAAAGAUGGUUAGAUUGUUUUAGUCAAUUGUUAGUAUUGGGAAAUAGAAUUGUAAGUCAUUGGGAAAAAAAAUAA
This is a messenger RNA of Cydia fagiglandana, 1224 nucleotides long. RefSeq lists its product as uncharacterized. The record is from RefSeq and is a predicted model, not a curated record. The transcript is spliced from 5 exons. NCBI's taxonomy places the organism in Eukaryota, Metazoa, Arthropoda, Insecta, Lepidoptera, Tortricidae. The coding region runs from base 271 to 1224 and encodes 317 amino acids.